Aspergillus steynii IBT 23096 is the source of this 1137-nucleotide messenger RNA. Its product is annotated as putative tocopherol O-methyltransferase. Lineage: Eukaryota; Fungi; Ascomycota; Eurotiomycetes; Eurotiales; Aspergillaceae. The record is from RefSeq and is a predicted model, not a curated record. Bases 1 to 1137 code for a protein of 378 amino acids. Gene Ontology annotation, molecular function: sterol 24-C-methyltransferase activity. The transcript has 3 exons. Gene Ontology annotation, cellular component: endoplasmic reticulum. Gene Ontology annotation, biological process: ergosterol biosynthetic process.
AUGGUUUCUUCUACCGUCGUCUUGAAGGAGGACCCCGAUGUCGCCCUGAUGAAGGCGAUGCAUGGGAAAUCAGCCGAAGAGAAGAAUGCCUUCUUCGCCAUGCUCAAAAAGAACAACUCCGCCCAUCGUGAGAUCACAAAUGAGUACGUUCGUCGAUGGAAGGACGAGAAGGGAGUCGAUGCCACCACCGAAGAGGCUCGAAAGGAGCGAACAACCGAAUAUAUGGGCGUGGUUAACAACUACUAUGAUCUAGUCACGGAUUUCUAUGAAGAAGCAUGGGCCCAGUCGUUCCAUUUCUGUCGAUUCAGUCUCGGCGAGCCGUUCCUCCAGGCGCUGGCGCGCCAUGAACAUUAUCUUGCUUAUAAACUCGGCAUCAAGGGUGGUGCAGAGGUUUUGGACGUGGGCUGUGGUGUGGGAGGACCUGCUCGGGAGAUCGCACGGUUCACUGGGUGUCAGGUUGUGGGCGUGAACAACAACGCAUAUCAGAUCGCUCGUGCCACGAAGUAUGCAGAGAAGGCCGGCCUGUCCGAUCAGGUUUCUUUCUUCAAGGGAGACUUCAUGCAUCUGGACUUCCCUCCGAACACCUUCGAUUUCGUAUAUGCCAUCGAGGCCACCGUCCACGCUCCGAGUCUGCAGAAGGUGUACGAGCAGAUCUUCCGGGUCCUCAAGCCGGGCGGCCGUUUCGGUGUAUACGAAUGGGUCAUGACGGACAGAUUCGACGAGACAAACCCGGAGCACCGAGCAAUUCGGUUGGGGAUUGAGCGUGGAAACGGUAUCGUGAACAUGAAGACUCAAGCCGAGUCCAUCGAGGCUAUCCAGGCGGCUGGGUUUGUGAUAGAGCAUGAAGAGGACCUCGCUGAGCGACCGGACCCCAUCCCUUGGUACUAUCCGAUUGCAGGCGAGUUGCGACACACGAGAAGCCUGUGGGACAUGCUCACUGUUCUGCGCAUGACGAAAUUCGGACGAGCUGCCAUGGGUCAGCUCCUGUGGACGCUGGAGACUCUGCGACUGGCGCCUGCUGGGACGUCGGAGACUGCGCAGGAGCUGGCUGAUGGUGCUGAUCACCUCGUGAGGGGAGGCCAAUUGGGCUUGUUUACCCCGAUGUAUUUGAUGAUCGGAAAGAAGCCUGAGUUGUAG